Messenger RNA from Fusarium oxysporum Fo47, 1367 nucleotides. RefSeq names its product P-loop containing nucleoside triphosphate hydrolase protein. The coding region runs from base 99 to 1163 and encodes 354 amino acids. The transcript has a single exon. Lineage: Eukaryota; Fungi; Ascomycota; Sordariomycetes; Hypocreales; Nectriaceae. The record is from RefSeq and is a predicted model, not a curated record.
AAUGGCUCAUUCUCGAUGAAGCCCAUGCAAUCAAAAAUCGAGAGAGCCGCACGUACCAUUCCAUUUCGACUCUCAGACUUCAGUUCGACAGCUGUCUCAUGAUGACAGGCACACCACUGGACAACAAGUGGAGUGAUGGCUAUGCCCUUCUCAGUAUGCUCCACGGCCAUCCAAUCACCAGCUUCCUACUCUUUCAGGCAGCGUUCAUCCAGAGCUUGUCUACAGGCCCCGACUUCCCUCAAGGCUUCCACAGACAGAGAUACAUCCAGAUGCUCGACGCCUGUAGCCUUCGUCGACCACAGAGCGCAAUUCAAGAGGAAUUCCCCGACAUUGACCGAAAACGCAUCGUGACAUUCCCUCUCGAUCCAGAGGAUCGAAGGCGUUCUAAUGACGCCUACCACAUGUUCAAGAAGGCCAGAAGACCCGGUAGCAAGCUUGCGGGCUGGAAGUAUCUUAUACAGGCCCAACAGUAUGCGUACCACCCUAUGCUGGUUGAGCUUAAGUUUGAGAGAGAUGCCCUGGCUAGAGCCAUGCGCCGCAAUGAGGCUAUGGAAACGUUCGAGCAAGGCAACGAAGCAGCGACAGAUCAGCUCGUUCAGUGGAAGAAACGACUGGAGCAGGACGAGAACUGGCUCUCUCGUCGGGUGAGAGUCAUCACGGACGUUGUCGACCAGCACAAAGAUCAAUAUCCCGACCAUUCGUUUUUAAUCGUGGAUGAAAGUAUCUACUUCUUGGACAUUGUCGCGAUUGCCCUCAGGAACAGGUUUGAGCCAGAACCGCAGCUUGAGUACAAUGGGCGGCUGGGUCCCAUCGACAGACACUUCGUCAUCAAGACGGCUUUCGAGGCUAAGCCUCCCCAGGUCAUGCUUGCCACCAGAGCUACAGGAGGACAGGGCCUCAAUCUACAGUGCUUCAAUGUCGUCAUUCAGUGUGGGCCGUGGUGGAAUGCGGCAUGGGAGUUACAGGCAAGGGGACGUGUCUACCGGCCAGGCCAGAAGAAGCCGGUAUUUGUGUACGAAAUCAGGGCAGAAGAUUGUCUCAUUGAACAACACAAGGUUAAAGUUCGCGACAAAAAGGACGAGCUGAAUAGCGAGUUGGAGGAUGCGAUCACCCGGGGUGAUACCGUCAAUCUCACGGAGAACGAUCGGAGACAACUCUCUUAAGUUAUCUUCACCGGUCGCCUUUGCCGAUAUUGUCGGCAUCAAUAUUUUGGCGUCGCCUUUCCGCCUCUUGCCAGUCUCGUUGCGUUUCAUUGUGUUGCUGGACAGGGUGUUGAUUUGGAACUGGAGCUUAGGUAUGGACACGGCAAGGAUCAUAUAGCUUAAUCGAAGAAGCUCCGGUAUAACAGUUUAAUACGAUGAUCAAGG